GCGUUCGGCGGACGAACGGCCAGUCCGCGGGCUCCGCCGUCUUUCCGCCCCGCUGCUGCCCCCUCGCGGUCGGGCCAGGAAACCAACAACUCCGCCACCAUGCCACACCAGUAUCCAGCACUGACGCAGGAACAGAAGAAGGAGCUGUCGGACAUCGCUCAUCGGAUCGUGGCUCCGGGCAAGGGCAUCUUGGCCGCGGACGAGUCCACCGGAAGCAUCGCCAAGCGGCUCCAGUCGAUCGGGACGGAGAACACGGAGGAGAACCGGCGCUUCUAUCGGCAGCUGCUCCUGACCGCGGACGACCGCGUGAACCCCUGCAUCGGGGGGGUCAUCCUCUUCCACGAGACGCUCUACCAGAAGGCCGAUGACGGGCGCGCCUUCCCCCAGGUCAUCAAGGCCAAGGGGGGCGUCGUGGGCAUCAAGGUGGACAAAGGUGUUGUGCCCCUGGCAGGAACCAACGGUGAAACCACCACUCAAGGCCUGGAUGGGCUGUCGGAGCGCUGCGCUCAGUACAAGAAGGAUGGGGCUGACUUUGCCAAAUGGCGCUGCGUGCUGAAGAUCGGCGAGCACACCCCUUCUCCUCUCGCCAUCCUGGAGAAUGCCAACGUCCUGGCUCGUUACGCCAGUAUUUGCCAGCAGAACGGCAUCGUUCCCAUCGUGGAGCCCGAAAUCCUUCCGGACGGGGAUCACGACCUGAAGCGCUGCCAGUACGUCACCGAGAAGGUUUUGGCGGCUGUGUACAAGGCCCUGAGUGACCACCACGUUUACUUGGAGGGGUCCCUGCUGAAGCCCAACAUGGUGACCCCCGGGCACGCCUGCACUCAGAAGUACAGCAACGAGGAGAUCGCCAUGGCCACCGUCACCGCGCUGCGCCGCACCGUGCCCCCCGCCGUGACCGGCGUCACUUUCCUUUCUGGGGGCCAGAGUGAGGAGGAGGCCUCCAUCAACCUUAACGCCAUCAACAAGUGCCCUCUGAAGAAGCCGUGGGCGCUGACCUUCUCCUACGGCCGCGCUCUGCAGGCCUCUGCCCUCAAAGCCUGGGGGGGCAAGAAGGAGAACAGCAAGACCGCCCAGGAGGAGUACAUCAAGCGUGCCCUGGCUAACAGCCUGGCCUGCCAAGGCAAGUACGCGCCAAGCGGGCAGGCGGGCGCCGCCGCCAGCGAGUCGCUGUUCGUCUCGAACCACGCCUACUGAAAGACCAGGCUCUUGGGUCGAUCGUGGCUCCGCAGGCCGGGAGGGCCGCCCCGAGACCCCCCACCUCGCCCUCCAGGCCUCCCAGUCCUCCCUUGCUGGGUGUGUGGUGUCGUAAUUUCUGUGGUGACCCCCAGUGACUCCCUCCCCGGUCCCAGUCCCGCUAAUAAACUAUUUAAGGAGG
Molecule: messenger RNA, 1375 nt
Organism: Tachyglossus aculeatus (Australian echidna)
Lineage: Eukaryota; Metazoa; Chordata; Mammalia; Monotremata; Tachyglossidae
Gene: ALDOA
Product: aldolase, fructose-bisphosphate A
Exons: 9
Coding region: 100-1194 (364 amino acids)
Biological process (GO): glycolytic process; fructose 1,6-bisphosphate metabolic process
Cellular component (GO): cytosol
Molecular function (GO): fructose-bisphosphate aldolase activity
Source: RefSeq, a predicted model, not a curated record